Messenger RNA from Corapipo altera (White-ruffed manakin), 1157 nucleotides. It is a transcript of the gene NET1, whose product is annotated as neuroepithelial cell transforming 1. The transcript has 4 exons. Gene Ontology annotation, biological process: intracellular signal transduction; positive regulation of Rho protein signal transduction. The record is from RefSeq and is a predicted model, not a curated record. The annotation marks the transcript as partial. Lineage: Eukaryota; Metazoa; Chordata; Aves; Passeriformes; Pipridae. Gene Ontology annotation, molecular function: guanyl-nucleotide exchange factor activity.
CGUGAUUUGCUUUUCCCGCCUGGAAUUGACUCCUGGAUAUCCCAUUCCCUGCAGCUCCCACGGCUCCACGCCUACAAAUGCUACUGCAGCAACCAGCUGGCAGCCAAGGCCCUGCUGGACCAGAAGAAGCAGGACAGGAGAGUCCAGGACUUCCUGCAGCGCUGCCUGGAGUCUCCCUUCAGCCGCAAGCUGGACCUCUGGAGCUUCCUGGACAUCCCCCGGAGCCGACUGGUGAAGUACCCGCUGCUCCUCAAGGAGAUCCUGCGGCACACGCCCAAGGACCAUCCCGACAUCCACAUCCUGGAGGAGGCCAUAUCCAUAAUCCAAGGGGUCCUCUCCGACAUCAACCUGAAGAAGGGCGAGUCCGAGUGCCAGUACUACAUCGACAAGCUGGAAUACCUGGAUGAGAAGCAGAAGGAUCCAAGGAUUGAAGGCAGCAAAGCUCUGCUGUGCCACGGGGAGCUGAAGAAUAAAAAUGGCCAUAAACUCUACGUGUUCCUCUUCCAAGACAUCCUGGUGCUGACCCGGCCGGUGACCCGCAACGAGCGCCAGGCCUUCCAGGUGUACCGGCAGCCCAUCCCCGUGCAGGAGCUGCUCCUGGAGGACCUCCAGGACGGGGAUGUGAAGAUGGGGGGAUCCUUCCGAGGGGCCUUCGGCAACUCCGACAAAGCCAAGAACAUCUUCCGGGUGCGAUUCCAGGAUCCCGGGCCGGGCCAUUCCCACACUCUUCAGGCCAACGACGUGUUCCACAAGCAGCAGUGGGUGAACUGCAUCCGCAGCGCCAUCGCCCCCUUCCAGAGCUCCACAUCCCCCCCGGAGCUCCAGGAGCUGCCGGAGCUGCGCGAGGAAUCCGAGGAGAACAACCCCUCCGUGCCCAACGUCCCGGCCCGGCGGCGCCGCUCCGGAAUAUCCGACAUGGAGCUGGACGAGGGCGCGGCCGAGCGCGGCUCCUCCGUCCUGGACUCGGGGGAAUCCAGAGUGGGGGGCAAAGCACCCAGAGCCUCGGCCGGGCUGAGGAGAUCCAGGGAGAAGCAGCUCAGUGGGAAGCGGAAAGAAACGCUGGUGUAGGGAGAAGAGGAGCCCCGGAGCGGGUUCCUUCCCUCGUUCCCUGAGGGAAAACUGUUUAUUUAUAAAUAACGCCGUGUACAUUUGUGGAA